This is a messenger RNA of Colletotrichum godetiae, 1498 nucleotides long. RefSeq names its product protein disulfide-isomerase erp38. Gene Ontology annotation, cellular component: endoplasmic reticulum. Lineage: Eukaryota; Fungi; Ascomycota; Sordariomycetes; Glomerellales; Glomerellaceae. The record is from RefSeq and is a predicted model, not a curated record. The transcript is spliced from 2 exons. Bases 229 to 1332 code for a protein of 367 amino acids. Gene Ontology annotation, molecular function: protein disulfide isomerase activity. Gene Ontology annotation, biological process: protein folding.
CCGCCUGUUGGAGAAGGAACAAGGGACUGAGCUCUUCUGUGACGUUAGGGGACGACCUGCAAAGUGGCUUCUUUACCAAUUCCUUCAACAGCUGAUUUCAAAGCAUCGGUCUUCACCACCAUUAUCUCUAACUGCUGAUAUCUUUUUCAGUAGCUUGAUAUUCUUUUUCUUCGUCGAGAUACCAUAUAGCCUUCUUUAUUCCUUCCCGUCCGAUCCGAUCAAGCAACAAUGGUCGUCCUCAAGAGCUUCGUGCUCGGCGCUCUGGCAGCUACCGUUGCCGCCAAGUCUGCCGUGCUUGACCUCAUUCCCUCCAACUUUGACGACGUCGUCCUCAAGUCUGGCAAGCCUACUCUCGUCGAGUUCUUCGCUCCCUGGUGCGGCCACUGCAAGAACCUUGCUCCCAUCUACGAGGAGCUCGCCACCGCUUUCGAGUCCUCCAAGGAUGUCCAGAUUGCCAAAGUGGACGCCGACGCCGAGAGAGACCUGGGCAAGAGAUUCGGGAUUCAGGGAUUCCCUACUCUCAAGUGGUUCGACGGCAAGAGCGACCAGCCUACCGACUAUAAGGGAGGUCGUGAUCUUGAGGCCCUGAGCACCUUCAUCACGGAGAAGACUAGUGCCAAGCCCAAGAAGAAGUACACCCCGCCCAGCGCCGUCAACAUGCUCACCGAUGAGUCCUUCAAGACCACCAUUGGCGGCGACAAGGACGUUCUUAUUGCCUUCACUGCUCCUUGGUGCGGACACUGCAAGACCCUCGCCCCCAUCUGGGAGACUGUUGCCCAGGACUUUGUCCUCGACGAGGGUGUCGUGAUCGCCAAGGUUGAUGCCGAGGCCGAGAACAGCAAGGGCACUGCCGCCGCCCAGGGCGUUUCUUCCUACCCCACCAUCAAGUUCUUCCCCAAGGGCUCCAAGGAGGGCGAGCUCUACACCGGUGGCCGCAGCGAGGACGACUUUGUCAACUUCAUCAACGAGAAGGCCGGCACCAACCGCAGCCCCGGCGGCGCCCUUAACGCUAUCGCCGGUACCAUUGCUUCCCUCGACGAGAUUGUCGCCAAGUACACUGGCGGCACCAGCAUCUCCGACGCUGCCGCCGAGGCCAAGAAGCAGGCCGAGACCCUCAAGGAGAAGGCCCAGUACAAGUACGCCGAGUACUACGUCCGCGUCUUUGACAAGCUCAGUAAGAGCGACGGCUACGCCCAGAAGGAGCUUAAGCGCCUCGACGGCAUCCUGUCCAAGGGUGGCCUGGCCCCUGCUAAGCGUGACGAGAUCACCAGCAAGACCAACAUUCUCCGCAAGUUCCUCGAGAAGGUCACCGGUGAGAAGGAGGAGUUGUAGUGAACUCUAUCAGCAAGUUUUCAGACGCAUCUUGAAGUAUGGGUUUGGGAAGGUCCUAGGAGGUUGAAAAGCAAGCAACAUGCAACUGAGCGUGUUUAGCUCCAGUUGGGAUUGGUAGUCUAGGAUACCGACGAUGAUGAAUAACAAUAACAAGUAUAACUCAAGU